Molecule: messenger RNA, 2466 nt
Organism: Mesocestoides corti
Lineage: Eukaryota; Metazoa; Platyhelminthes; Cestoda; Cyclophyllidea; Mesocestoididae
Source: the annotation of a GenBank genome assembly
AUGGCAGAAGCCUGGUUUAGCGAGUCUUGCUCAAACCUGAGGGCAGAUAAUCCUAACGAUAUCUGCGUCAACUUUCAAGAAAGUCAUGCAAAAAAUAUUUUCGAGAAGUAUUUUGUUGUCAACAACAACACUACUUUGGCGAAUGCAGAUCUAUACGGUGCGAAGAGCCGUGUUACGCAGGAAUGGCUCUCCACCGUAUUACUUCGUGGUACCAGCACGGAUCGUGUGUUAGCGCUUGCGUUUAUGAAACAGUUAUGUAUGAAAGCAAUAGAUGUCCUUACCAAUCUCUUCGAGUCAACUCUGCUGCCUACGAAGAGAAUCCUGAUUUCUCUUGAGAGCCGUCCUUUUGAUCGUCUCUCAAAAUUUCCUGCAGUACUCACAAAUGAUUUGUCACUCAAAGAUACUGAUCGGGGUCCUGAUCUACCACGCAGUAGUCGGGAAUACGUGUUGGCCUUGUGGUAUUUCGAACAUAGAUUGAAGCAGUCCUACCUUCGGUUUUUGACGUCCUUAGAGAACGUUUUAAUGAAUGAUACGAUUCCUGUCGAGAAAACAAAAGCCCUAAGUCGUGGUCACCCGAAUCUGAAGGUUGUGCUUGUUGAACAGUUGCGGAGUCUACUGUUUCGUCCAAACUUAGUCGAUCGAGCCAAGUACUAUGCAAUUGUGCUUCUGUCCUGCAUCCCUUUCUCUAAGAAAAAUCCGAAAGCCUUCGUACCUAAUGAAGGUAUCGCCGCCAGUGAUGGGACAGUUGCGGCAAUUCUCUUCAAAAUAUAUCUUUCUUUUUUUCGAGCAUCUGUUGUGGCCGAAGAACUUCCAGAGCGUCUGAUUGCAGCUCUCCUCACUGGAAUCAGCCGCGCUGCUCCUUAUCUUUCAGAGCAAGUUAUGGCGGAAAAUGUGACUGAUAUCGACGCCGUCUUUAGACUGGUUCACGUGACAACCAAUUUCACCAUCAGUCUACAGACGCUUAAUUUUCUUUUCCAUUUUACGGAGCAUCAGCCACAACUUCGCGAUCGUUACUAUCAGGCGCUCUAUCGCAGGUUGAAUGACGUUGCUAUUCGUUGGUCUGCCCGUUGUCCUUCCCUCCUGAGCCUGGUCUUCCACAGUUUACUGGCCGACGGCGACGCGGAGCGUCGAGCUGCGAUUGUGCAGCGUCUCCUGUCUAUUUGUUUGACUCACCCAAACGCUGGUUUUGUCGCCGGUGCACAAAUUCUUCUCGAAAAACUUCGUUUGACCGAAAAGAUUAAUGUAACUGGUUCUGUUGGCGCCCCUCAACUCGCAAACAAAGUUGAACUAGCAAAGCAACCCAAGCGCCUGCUGCCUACCUCAAUUGGCAUAGUAAAGCCUACUAAUCAUCACGAAAACAGCGAUUCUGAAGAGGAACAUUUCUCCGACAUUCCGGCUUCGGAUGACGAAGGGGAAGAAGCUGAAUCUGUGGAGAAAUUGUCGCCUACUGUUACCUCAUACUCCUGGGACCACCGACGUCUGCUCAAGAAGCCUCUCAGUUCUAAUUAUGGCUACGACAGCAGCGUCCGUGAUCCACGUUAUGCGCGUGCUCGGGGUCAGCCCUUGUGGCAGCUCAUUCUUCUCUCGACCCACGUCCAUCCUACCAUUAACCUCUUCGCUCGAAGCCUAAUUGAAGGCAAAGCCUUCAAGUAUACGGGAGAUCCAUUUGACGAUCUCUCCGUGGCACACUUCAUGGAGAGAUUUGUGUACAAGAAACCCAAGUCAUCUGUCUCUGUUUCGAAGACAAUCUCUCACCCAGGCAAAUCGGCCAAUGAGGGGAGUAAGAAGGUGGCUCAUGCGAAGACUCUGGCUCCAGACAGUCUGGCGUACAGAAACCUCAACCCUGAACAGGUUCCAUCCGACGAGCGUUUCAUUCACAGCUACCUGAAUUUUGUCAAGGCUCGAACGCCAAGGAAGAUGGAUGAAGGUAGUAGCGACGAGUCCGAUCAGCUGGACGAAGAUUUUGACGAAUAUCUCGCGAGACACGAGAAGGGCCUGAUACCGAACGACGCAGACGAAGACGAGGACUUCGAUGAUGCCGAUUUCGACUAUUCCUCUGACGACGAUGCAAACGAGGAAGCAGAAGGGGAAGCACAAGAAAAGGCCUCAAAGGAAGGCGGUAAAGACAACCGAAAAAAGAGGAAGUUGGAUAAAUCUGAUCAUGAUCAUGUUGAUUUCCUUGAAAUGGACGAUGGUACAAGUGACGACUACGAUAUGUCAGAUGAUAACUCUGAUGACGACUUCAGACCUCUUAACAAUAGUCGCAGGUCAGGGAAAUUUGAUCUGAACAAAAUUUUUGUAAGCGCGGAGGAAGUUGGAGACUUGUAUGACAGUCAAGAAGUACCAGACGCCUCAUCAAAGCGCGCAAAGUGGCAGAAAAGGCACCUGCUCUCUUCGGAAUACGGCAAGAAACGGCUGCACCACCACAGGGGUCACGCAUCCGGAUCGAAAAAGCGGCGACGUUGA